Molecule: messenger RNA, 1461 nt
Organism: Drosophila takahashii
Lineage: Eukaryota; Metazoa; Arthropoda; Insecta; Diptera; Drosophilidae
Source: RefSeq, a predicted model, not a curated record
AAAAAAAAAUACAAACUAUCAAAAUGACUAACAUAUCUAUUAUUGAUUUAAACGACGAUUGCCUAUAUUCAAUUUUUGAGGAAAUAAAAAAAAAUUGUGAAAAUGAUAUAAGAGGAAUUCCAGACAUGGUUCGAUAUAAGGAUUUAAUUUGGUAGCAUUCUGGGAUACUGUUUUCAUACUUCUCGAAGAUAAUUCGAGACUUACUCAAUGCUUCCUGAAAUACAAUCCUCCUUUACAAUUCUACUGUCCAGAUCAUAUGGAAAUAUUUGAAAACACCAUGAGAAUUCUAAAAAAAAAGAGAGGACUUACAACUCUAGUCCUUCAAAUGCCAAGUUACUCGGCAGGAAAUCUAGAACAUUUUCACAACCUGCGGAGUCUUAGCCUGUAUGUGGCAAUGAGUGCCUAUGAUCUGAUGGAAUGUGUAAAAUCGAAUCCAAAUCUUAUCGAACUUGCAUUCCAUAGCACAAAUAUGUACGGCAAUUUGGCGGAUAUUACACCAUACUGCAGCAAUCUAGAAAUCGUUGACCAUUCAAAUGAAACCGGAAACGAAUGCCAGCGAAUACGCACCACUGGCCAAAUUGCCGAAACUAAAGACAUUUGACAUUUUCGGCUACCCGGAAGAGGGUUCACUCAGGGCGCUGUUUAGAUCAAUGGUGGUGAAUCGUUCAAACGAUUCACUAGCACUUAGAAUCCAGGAAGCAAAGCUUGGAUCGGAAGAAAUCGAGGAACUAUCAAAAGUAUGCUCUAUUGACAGAAUAAGCUGCGAACUAAAGCCCACUCGGUCAUCAGCAUCUCUUAGUCCAAUUGAUUUGCCGAAUAUUCUUCCCUUAAGCUUGGGAAUGGAGCCAAAGGGGGACAGCAUCCUACACUUUUACAGCUUUGAUAUUUUGAACAGUAUGGGUAAUAUCGGACUUUUUAUCAAAAAAGAAAUGGACAAAAACAUUAUUAUUAAGUUGAAUGAGUGGCAUUCUUGUUUCAAAAAUGGACUAAGCCCAAUAUUGCUCGAAAAAGAAAAGCUUAAACAAAGCCUUUCCAGGAUUACAAAUAUAAAUAGUCCUGAGCGAAUUGCAAAAAUAGCAGCUAUUUCUUUGCUGGGUUCCUUGCUGUCACAGAUUCCCUCUAUUGUUCAUAAUAUACAACUCUUGACCAAAAUCAGAGAGCUAAGGGAGCUUGAAGUGAAGGUCGAGCUCAAUAUUGAAGAUGAUCUAUGGCAAGUUAUGGAUCCUAACGAAUCGGUUACUCCAAAAGACUUAGAAUCGAAUAUUGUGAUCGAUUCUGAUACCCAAAUAAUCAUUGUUCUCGUUCAACUGGCUUACCUUAAGGACAUAUUGAAAAAUUCAAAGUUUGCGAAUAUAAAGAAUAACAUUGCUAUAAAUAAGUAUAAAUUUGAACUCUGUUUUGAUAUUCGAUUUAGGGAGUGCUCAGUUGCUUCCUAGAAAAACAAUUCAAAUAAAACUUCUA